GGAGUGAUGUUUGCAAAAGGAAGACAUAAACAUUGCGAAGAAGAAAAACACUUCCGCACAGUCACAGUGUACAUGCAGCCAACCUGUCAACUGUAGGACCUGUUACAAAAUGGCAAAACAAAAAGACAAAAGACGAGAGAAAAUCAGCGUCGCCACUGAGAUUGACCGUUUGGAGGAGCGGAGGGCACGUUGCCAGGACAACUUGGAGAGGGCGGAGUUCAGGAGCAGAAAGGAGAAUCUCUCUGAGAAGGAGAGGCAAGAACUGGAAGAUGAAAUGGUAAUCCUGAAUGAAAGGGUGCAAAAGUUAGACAAGGAGCUGGUGAUGUUAAGAGGAGAGAAUCGGAAGAACAUGCUACUGUCAGUCGCUCUGCUUGCUAUCAGUGCUCUUUUCUACUAUGUCUUCCUCUACAAUGAAGAGGAAUCAUGAGGCCACACAGUAUCUUAAAGGGACCUACCACUCAAAGAGCGACAACCUGCAGACACAUGAAAAGAGGCUGAAGAGCUGUGUUGGUGAAAUACCUUGGUUCUGCCUCCAGAUGGCAUCAUUUCCUUUUGGUUCCAUCUCAUCUGGUCAUCAAACUGGUUUUAUCCUGCACAGUCCAAAACCCCACCACAGCUUCCACAACUGUGAAAUUGGUGUUUUGACCAUAUUUGAAUACUUAAUAAUGACAUUCUGCGUUGAUCAGUAUACUCUGUCAGUGUACAUAAAUAUGUGUUACUUCUCUUUAGUUUAGUUUUUUUCUAUGUCACUUUUGAAAGUACAAUUAUUUUGCAAAUCUCAAUACAAGCUGGAACUUGGUAGUAUGACAUCGUCACUACACAUAUUAUGUGAACAGAAAAAAAAGACAAAAAAGGCUGUUGGCUAUUUCACCAGCAUUUAUGACACUGUUUGGAUAGUUAUACCUGGCUAUCAGGUGACAAUAUUGAAUAUUCAUCAGUGUGUGACUUGUCUGUUGUCCCAUGAUAGUCCCAACCCACGUGCUGGACAUCUGUACACUACUGCAGGUGACUAGGAUUGUACCACCUGUAAACCAUCAGUUGUGUUAUAUUAAGGUAAAGCAAGACAGCGCCUUUAGUUUUUUCCUCAGUUUGCGUAUAGUCACAUUUUUAUUUUCGUUGCUGUGCAAAAGACCUUACUGUUUAUCAUGAUAUUCAACAUGAAGAAGUAUUUAUAGACAGUUUGUCACGUAAACAAUCAGUAAACUACAAAGUUUGCCUCAUGCCACAAAUAAACCAAUGUAAUAUUGCUAUAUUUUAUAUAAUAUUUUGAAUAGAUUCUUUGUGCCAAUCAAGACUGCUUUUCAGUGUCAUAGGCUGUAAAUGAAUAUCCUAUAGAUAAUAGUGCAUGGUCCACAUACUGUACAUGCACAUGUCAGACAGUUAAAUGGAUGGAAAUGCUGCAAUAAGGGGCAUUAAGGGAUUUACAGAGGACCUGAAGAAUGUAUUUAAUGGCACAGUAUUGCAGCCAUUCACCCAUCUCUUAAUAAGAGCUUAAAGAUGCCAAACAUGUUCACAAAUGACUUUUUUUUAAUACACUUAAGAAAAAAGGGUAUGAGAAGUGGGUUUGUUCUUCAUAAUUGAUCUGUUUAUCUGUUUGUUGGUCUUAUAUGUGAUUUUCAUGAACAUAUUAAAAACUUUAUAUCAA
Messenger RNA from Seriola aureovittata, 1645 nucleotides. RefSeq names its product coiled-coil domain containing 167 (gene ccdc167). Lineage: Eukaryota; Metazoa; Chordata; Actinopteri; Carangiformes; Carangidae. The transcript is spliced from 4 exons. The record is from RefSeq and is a predicted model, not a curated record. Bases 110 to 427 code for a protein of 105 amino acids.